Messenger RNA from Paecilomyces variotii, 1428 nucleotides. RefSeq lists its product as hypothetical. The transcript is spliced from 3 exons. NCBI's taxonomy places the organism in Eukaryota, Fungi, Ascomycota, Eurotiomycetes, Eurotiales, Thermoascaceae. Bases 467 to 1261 code for a protein of 264 amino acids. The record is from RefSeq and is a predicted model, not a curated record.
UGCACUCUUCUCUUUUUCUUUCUUUUGGAUAGCACACCAAUAUAAAACAACCAGUUGCUGAGUCACCGUUGGCUGAUCUGUCACGCUCUCGCUCUAUGUCUGGGGUAGAGACACUACCUAUGUAGUUACGACAUAGUAAUAGUAUGCUGUUGUAUCGCCCCUCAUGUGACGCAGAUUGUUUUACAGGAUGGCGGGUUCGACUGCUUGUAUGCGAUGGUACUGGCGCACGGAAAAGGAAGUAUUCAGAUCUUCCAAACAAAUCAUUUUCCGCAUAAAUAAUGCCGUUUACUUAGUGCAAUCGAAACUCUAAAAUCGGCCCUCGGAAGCAGAACAAAAAGUAAGUACGGCUCCACAUUUCCAGAGCAUAACAGAGACAACACGCAGCGAACGAGACUUAAGUAAGUCCUCAACUAACUAGUACUAAGUACUGUACUUCCUACUCGUCCAACACAAUAAUAAUCCCACCAUGUCCAAGCGCUCACGACGAGAAUCCGUCUCUUCAUCACUCUCAGACCAAUCGUACUCGGCACUAUCGCCCUCCUCACGAGCCCCUUCGACUCCACCGCCCUCCAAGCUUCCCCAGCUCGACAAUGAUCCCGACACUCGUCAUCCCUCCUCCUCCUCCUCCACCGACGUGAUGCGGUGCUCACUCCCUCCGCACAGAGAAACCCUCUCCUUCGCAUCGUACGAUGAGUACGAAGUCCAUUAUGUCCAGGUGCAUGUGAACCGGUGUUCGGAAUGCGGCAAGAAUUUCCCCACAGAGUUAUUUCUCAAUUUACAUAUUGAGGAGAAUCAUGAUGCGUUGGUUGCUGCGAGGAGGGAGAGGGGUGAGAAGACGUACGGCUGCUUCGUCGAAGGGUGCGAUCGAAAAUGCUCUACCCCGCAAAAGAGGAGGAUGCACUUGAUUGACAAACAUAUGUUUCCACGAACAUACAAUUUCUACAUCAUCAACGAUGGAAUCGAUAAGCAGAACUCUAUGCUACGAUCAUCUACAACAAAUACCCAUCGACGAAGGAUAUCAGCAGCUCCUCCUACCUCUCCGCAGGAAGGUCGGCUGAGACGUCGAAAGGCAUCGUUGACUUGUAAUACGUCUGGUUCUUCUUCGGCUCAGGCUCAGGAUCAGGAUCAGGUUCAAGCUCAGCCUACGCUGUCGUCGUCAUCGACGACAGAGAUGGAAAUGAUGGAUUUGGAAGAAUCUAUGGCUGCUUUGAGGUUUGUUCCUGUUAGUGUUAUGAGGAAUAGGGGGAAGGGGAAUCGAUGAGGAAGAAUCAAAUGUUGAUUUUUUGAAUGGAGUUGAGAAGUUGACUUGGGGAAAAGACUUGGUGAUUUUUUUGGUUUCUUUUUGCAUUGCGUUGCGAUUGGGUAUAUCAUAAUGACGAGAUGACCUCAUAGAUACAUACAGGUUGAUUUUACACUUUUUUCUAACAC